Molecule: messenger RNA, 2802 nt
Organism: Heterostelium album PN500
Lineage: Eukaryota; Evosea; Eumycetozoa; Acytosteliales; Acytosteliaceae
Product: SAC family polyphosphoinositide phosphatase
Exons: 4
Coding region: 1-2802 (933 amino acids)
Biological process (GO): phosphatidylinositol dephosphorylation
Cellular component (GO): intracellular membrane-bounded organelle
Molecular function (GO): phosphatidylinositol-3,5-bisphosphate 5-phosphatase activity
Source: RefSeq, a predicted model, not a curated record
AUGGAUAAAAAUAACAAUACAUUUACCAAUAAUAAUGGUAAUAGUAGUGUAAAUAAUACAACAACAACAACAACAUCAUCAUCAUCACCGUCAUCAUCAUCAACAACAACAGAUAGAACAAAUUUUAAACAAUCAUUUUGGAGUAAUCUUAAUAAAAAUGAUAAUCAAACUGUAAAUAAUAAUAUAAAGAAUGUAGAGUCAAACUAUGUAAUGCCUAUUACAUCUUUUUCAAUGCAAAAAUUUGUACUAUAUGAAACAAGAUCUAGAUUCUAUUUAGUAGGCUCAAAUAGAACGAAAAGUAGAUUCAGAUUAUUAAAGAUUGAUAGAACCACUGAGGAAGAUGUAGUUAUCAGUGAAGAUCCAACUGAAUACAAUAAACAACAACUACAGGAGCUGUUGACAAUGAUUGAGAAUGCAAACAGAGAAGGUCUCAGUCGUGUUUGCUCUGCCUACGGUAUUCUAGGAUUCAUUCGAUUUCUUCAUGGUUACUACAUCAUUUUGAUAACAAAGCGAAGAAAGGUAGGUGUCAUCGGUACGCACUUGAUCUAUGGAAUAGACGAUACCACUUAUGUCUACGUUCCCACCUCCGUACCGAGAACCAACUCACCGGACUUUGUCGAUGAAACUCGCUACAAAGGUUUGUUUCUCGGGCUUGAUUUGACGAAGGAUUUCUUCUUCAGCUACACCUACGACCUCACACGUACUCUCCAAUUCAACAUGACUCGUUACUUCCAUCAUCCAGCACCGAAAACCUCGCAGAUUCACUUCAACGAGCAAUUUGCGUGGAAUCACUUCCUGUUGGAGCGACUCGUGCAGCAGUCGCAGACACCUCAUUGGACACUGCCAAUCAUUCACGGAUUCUUCUUGCAAGAGAAGAUCGAUAUCUUUGGAAAGGCAGUCGAUUUCAUACUGAUCGCUAGACGCAGUCGUCAUUAUGCUGGCGCACGUUUCCUCAAGCGUGGAAUCAACGAGAACGGUCACGUUGCAAACGACGUCGAAACCGAGCAGAUCGUACAGGAACCACUGAGUGGAAACACAAGACAGGCGCAAUUCACUAGCUAUGUCCAGGUGCGUGGAUCGAUUCCGCUCUACUGGGAGCAAGACAACAACAUCAUCACACCGAAACCACCGAUUCAAAUGCAGAGAAUGGAGCCAUUCUUUGCUUCUACCAUUCUCCACUUUCAACAUCUAUUCCGUCGCUACGGCUCACCCGUUGUCAUUCUGAAUCUCGUAAAGUCGAACGAGAAGAAACCGAGAGAGUCGAUCCUGCUGAAUGAAUUCACCAAGUGUGUCGAACAACUCAAUGAAAUGCUACCGCCGGAACACCAGCUACUCUACCGUGCCUGGGAUUUCCACAAGGCUGCCAAAGCCAAGGAUGAAGAUCACAUGGGUUGGCUCGAUUCAUUCGCACAGCAAACCAUUCAGAAAACCGGUAUUUUCCACAGCUCCAAGAAGCUGUAUGCCACUGAGCUGAGUGAGCAGUGUCGUGGCGCCACACUCUUCCGCUACGGCGACAGCGGAACGGAGCAGGUCGGCAUUGCUCGUACCAAUUGUAUCGACUCACUCGAUCGUACCAACACUGCACAGUUUUGCAUAGGAAAGUGUGCACUUGCUCAUCAACUCUACGUGAUGGGCUACAUCGAGGAGCCGUCGAUCGAUUUCAACACGGGCGUCGUCGAGGUUCUCAUCGAGAUGUAUGAAGCGUGUGGCAAUCAGAUUGCUCUGCAAUACGGUGGAUCGGAACUGGCCAACACCAUCAAGACGUACACCAAGAACUCGCUGUCCAGUCAGUCACGUGAUUUGAUGACCACCAUCAAGCGGUACAUCUCCAACUCGUUCAUCGACGUCGACAAGCAACACUCGAUCAACCUGUUCCUCGGCUACUUUGUGCCGUCGAGGAUGGCAGAGAACAUACCACUGUGGAACUUGGAAACCGAUCACUAUCUACACAACAAGACCGAGAGAAAACAACAUCAUCUGCUGGCCUACACAAACUGGUGGGACGAACCACUCAAAGACUUUAAAAAGACAUCGCUCGUCGCCAACUACGCAGAGAAACACUCUGUCAUACAACUCAUGAAACAACGUGCCGUCGAAUUCGAAGACAACUUUUACAAAGCUGAUACCUACAGUUGGAUAGACAAUCACUUUGAAUACCGAUUCAACGAUCCCAUUAGAUUUAGAAAUCAAAUAUCACCACUUGCCAACUACUUGGAGUCACCAAACCUCGUCAAAAAGAAAAAGAAUCAAAAUGGUGAAUCAACUUCAAACAAUCAAAACAAAGAUAAUGAUGAAAAUCGAUAUGAUAUUAAGAGAUGGGUAUUCUCUAUUACAAAGGGUAAUAGAGGUAAUAAGCAACGUGAAGAUCCGAAUACACGUAAUGGUAAUACCGAUGUUACGUCGAAUACAAAACAAGAGGAUCAAUUGAAACAGAAUGAAUAUCAACCGUUCAAGGAGUUUGGUAUUGAGCUGGGUACCAAGCCGAUUGAACAGGAUUCUUUUGCCAGCUAUUGUCAGCCGCUCGAGAAGAACAUCAAUAUCCACCAAUCGAAAUACAACAGUCAGGAUAUCUAUAGUAAUACGUUCUACUCUGACGCCGAACAAACCAAGCAAGACCUCAAGAGUUUCUACUAUCAUUCCUAUUUGCAAUCACACGGUAACAAGUCGGUCUACCCAGUGGUACCCGACAACGAAACAAUCUAUGAAUAUCAUGUGGGAUCACUUAAAAACAUGUUGAUGCAAGAACAAUUCGUAAAUGUAACAAAGAAAAUGCAUAACACUACAACUGAUGGAUUUACAUAG